Molecule: messenger RNA, 3722 nt
Organism: Biomphalaria glabrata
Lineage: Eukaryota; Metazoa; Mollusca; Gastropoda; Planorbidae
Product: general vesicular transport factor p115-like
Exons: 22
Coding region: 144-2912 (922 amino acids)
Biological process (GO): vesicle fusion with Golgi apparatus; intracellular protein transport; transcytosis
Cellular component (GO): Golgi membrane; endoplasmic reticulum; Golgi stack
Source: RefSeq, a predicted model, not a curated record
UCCCGGAAUUUCCGGUAGACACGACUACAUCAGUAAAGAAUAUUUGUAUACAUUGUUAUUGUUGUGUAGACGACAGGAGUGUAGAUCUAGUUAACUUAGGUCUAGAAAAAAUCUAGACACUUAAUAAUAAUUUAGGUUAGGGCAUGGAUUACUUUAGAAAAGUCCUUGGAGCACCCCAAGAUGUGCAGACUAACAGCGGAGCAGACACAGUUGAAAGAUUGUGUGAAAGGGUAUCUUCAUCCACAUUAUUAGAUGACCGUAGAGAUGCUGUCAGGGCUCUUAAAGCUUUAUCAAAAAAAUUUCGACUAGAGGUUGGCACGCAAGCAAUGGAUAUUUUAUUGAAUGUAUUAGAGCAUGACAGAACUGAUGCAGAAAUAAUUGGUUAUGCUCUAGAUACAUUUUACCAUAUCAUGUCGAAUGAACCAACUGAUGAAGAUGAUGUCAGCAAUGUUUCUGGACAUGACCUUGGUGGGCAGUUUACAGAAAUAUUUAUCAAACAUGCUGAAAAUGUGUCCUUGUUGCUGUCCUUUCUAGAAGAAUAUGAUUUUCAUGUGAGGUGGCCUACUGUAAAGCUUCUGACAGUGCUAUUGACAAACAGACAAAAAGAGCUUCAAGAAAUUAUACUCGUUGUUCCAAUGGGUGUUUCAAGACUCAUGGAUUUAUUAUCAGACAGUCGAGAAAUUAUUCGAAAUGAUGCUUUGUUAUUAUUAAAUCAACUUACAAAGGGUCAUGCAAACAUACAAAAGAUUGUUGCCUUUGAAAAUGCAUUUGAGAGAAUUAUAGACAUUAUUCGGGAUGAAGGUGCCACAGAUGGAGGUAUAGUAGUCGAGGACUGCUUGCUUUUGUUACAAAACCUCCUUAGAAAUAAUGCCUCAAAUCAGAAUUUUUUCAAAGAAGGAAGUUACAUACAAAAAUUGAAGCCUUUCUUCCAAAUUCAUGAUGAGCCUCAUUCAAAGCAGAUUGGUUGGUCUGCUCAAAAAGUCACCAAUAUGCACCUUUUACUUCAGCUUGUGCGUACACUUGUGUCACCCAAUAAUCCACAAAAUCAAACAGUUGCCUGUCAAAAAGUCAUGAAUCAGUGUGGAUUGUUGCAAGACCUUUGUUCUAUAUUGAUGGCAAGUGGCGUUCCAGCUGAUGUUCUCACAGAAACAAUAAACACAGUGUCAGAAGUUAUCAGAGGAAGUCAAAUGAAUCAAGAAUAUUUUGCAUCAGUUUUAGCACCUUCAACCCCACCCAGGCCAGCCAUUGUUGUGCUGUUAAUGUCAAUGGUGAAUGAAAAACAACCAUUUGUCUUGCGCUGUGCAGUUCUUUAUUGUUUCCAGUCUUUCUUAUACAAAAAUGAAGUAGGCCAGUCUCAGAUUAUUCAGACACUCUUGCCAACAGCUGCUGAUGCAAACUCCAUAACAGCUGGUCAACUUCUCUGUGGGGGUCUAUUCAGUGCAGAUCCACUGUCCAACUGGUUUGCCAGUGUUGCCCUGUUACAUGCAAUAGUUGAGAAUCCCACCCAAAAAGAGCAGUUGUUACGUGUUCAACUUGCCACUAGUCUGGGCAGCCCACCCGUAUCCCUGCUACAACAAUGUUGCAACAUGUUGUCACAGGGAGGCAAACUUCAAACUAGAAUUGGUUUAUUGAUGAUAUUGUGCGGUUGGUUAUCUGACUGUCCUAUUGCUGUUUCACACUUUUUGAACAACACAGCCAAUGUGCCCUAUUUAAUUUCUCAAGUAUCUUCAAGUGAGGGUGAUGAGCAUGAGGCAAUAGUUCAAGGGUUAUGUGCAUUUUUGUUAGGAAUCUGUAUGCUUUAUAAUGAUGACACUAGUGAAGCCUUUUCUAAAACAGCUUUGAAGCAGAUCAUGCAAAAUCGUAUUGGUCUGGAAUCUUUUACUGACAAACUUAGCCAAGUUGCACAGAAUGAAAGUUACACAAGAGCAGCCAAAAAGCCACACUUGUAUCACAAACAUCCUAGUGAGAUUGUAUUUGAUUAUGAAUUCACAAGACUUUUUAAAAGUUUAGAAAAUGAAGUGCUGAAAGCAGUAUCUGGGUCAGGCAGCAACAUGAAUGGAAGGAAAAGUGGACCAAGUACAGAGCAAUACAAGAAUUUACUUAAGGAACAGGAAGAUCAGGUUCUGCUGUUGAGGCAGAGAAUAGAGGAGCUUCAGUCUCAUGCCAUCAGUGCUGACAAAUCAAUAGUAGAACUUCAGAGGCAGGUGCAGCAACUCAAAGAUCAGAAUGCUUUGCUAAAGGCACAAAAAGGUAGCCUUUCACCUGCAUCAUCCAUCUCUUCAGAUGAAGUUGAUAGCUUGAAAAGAGAAGUAGAAAGCCUUAGAUUACAGUUGCACAAUUCACACAUUUUUUCUAAUACUGUCAGUGAUGAAAACAAAGAGAAUGAUCCAGAUGGAGCUUCAGUUCUUAAUGUAACCAUUGCCAGACUUCAAAGUGAACUUGCUCAUAAAGAUGAAGAAGUGCUAAGUUUGCGUUCAGAACUUGAUAGGGUGAAUGAGGUUUUGAAACAAAAAACAUCUGAACAAACAGCUGCCUCCUCCAGUGUCAGCAAUGCUGAAGUAGAAUUAAAACUACAGCAAACUGAAGAGAAAUUAAAGUUAAUUACUGAUGAGAGAAAUCAUUUACAAGAGAGACUGACCAAAUCCAAUGAAGAGAAUUUAAAGUUGGCUAAUACCAUAAGGAAAUUGGAAGAUGAGAAAGUGGAUGCUGUGAAUGAAAAAGAGAAUCUAAAAGAAGAGAUGGACACAUUAAAGAAAGAACAAGAUGACUUGUUAGUAUUAUUGGCUGACCAGGAUGUCAAGAUUGAUAAAUACAAGACCAAAUUAAAAGAACUUGGCCAAGAGGUGGAAGAUGAUGAUGAUGAUGAUGAUGAACUGGGUGAAGAUAAUGAGGAGGAUCUAGAUGCUGAUUGAUCCAAAUGAUGUUAAGUUUUGUGAUAGAAUUGAAAGAAUGAAGUAAAAUACAUACAGCCAAGUUCAUUUAGGAUUGAAAGAUUUAUUUUAUUUGUUUGCUGUUGGGUCCCCACUAACUAAGGGACAAAUAAAUAAAGUUAAUAGAAGCAAAAAAGAAAUUGAAAAAACUAGUUUGUAACACAAUACAUGCAUUUUGUGUAAUUCAUAUAAUGUUAGAUGGACUGAAUCCUUUUGAAAGCUACCAAAUGAUGUAGAUGAUAGAAACUGAACUUUGAAUGGUGCUGGUAAAUUUAUUCUUUUUGGUUUGUUUGCUUUGUACUUCACUUCUGUAUUGUUCAUUUUUCCUUUUGAAAUGAGCUAUUUGCUUUUAAAAAAAAAUUUUUUUUUACCAAAAAAUGCAAUUUUCUGCUGUUUUAAUUCGGGAAUUUGAAUUAUUUUUUGUUCCCCCCUCACCCCUUUCACUCUUUAAGCUCCCUGCUAGAUAAUGUCCAAGCUGCUCUUUCAAAAGUUAAGACUAUAUUUAAUUUCUUUCUCAAGACACACACAUCAGCAAGAAGACCGAGACAUAAACUAAUGUGUUCUAGAAAUGAUGUGAUGUCUUUGUUCAGAUCACUUAAUGUUCAAUUUUUAAAAAUGUACAUACUUAUUUAUAGAACUCAAGAUUCUUGUGUAUAAAACAACAUGAUAGUGUUUAAACUUAUUGACCAGCUUUUGUAAAUAAUGGAAAUAUAAUCUAUUUCUUCAUUGAAAUAAUAAUAUCAUUUAUUAUUGUUUCAUUUAGAAAUAAACAAAUAUUAUGUUAAAAAGUAA